Messenger RNA from Lottia gigantea (owl limpet), 309 nucleotides. RefSeq lists its product as hypothetical. The annotation marks the transcript as partial. Gene Ontology annotation, molecular function: nucleic acid binding; zinc ion binding. NCBI's taxonomy places the organism in Eukaryota, Metazoa, Mollusca, Gastropoda, Lottiidae. The record is from RefSeq and is a predicted model, not a curated record. The transcript has a single exon.
AGAAAGUCAAAAUCUUCAAACCAAUCACACUCAAAAGCUAUAGAUGUUGAAACCAAAAUGUCUUGUGGCAAAUGUGGAAAAAGUCAAUAUCCAGCUGACAAAUGUCCAGCUAAAGACAAUAUUUGUAGAAAAUGUUCCAAGAAAGGACAUUAUGCAACAGUUUGUCGCUCAGCUUCUGGGGAGAAUAAUCCGAAGAAGUCUGCACCUAAACCUAGAUUAUCUACAAUAACAGCCAGGAUAGCUAGAAUAGAAAGGUCACCAAGAGUGCAAAUUAUGAUGAAACCAAAUCAUCUAAAAAAGCAGAAUUAA